Molecule: messenger RNA, 2179 nt
Organism: Nyctereutes procyonoides (raccoon dog)
Lineage: Eukaryota; Metazoa; Chordata; Mammalia; Carnivora; Canidae
Gene: AIPL1
Product: aryl hydrocarbon receptor interacting protein like 1
Exons: 7
Coding region: 1132-2118 (328 amino acids)
Molecular function (GO): protein binding; peptidyl-prolyl cis-trans isomerase activity
Source: RefSeq, a predicted model, not a curated record
GCUCCUCCUUGUAAGGAAAGAGCACCAGUCCCAGGAGGACGCUCCCGGGGUCCAACCGUGGCCUCCACCGGAGAGGAGGAGAAGGAUGGAGGAUGGAAGGGGGCCUGUCCCGCCCUGCCCCACCCUGGGGGCUCCAGGCCAAGGGCAGUAAGUCCAGCAGUUUCUGGACCCCGUGGGAUGCUCAGGGCUGGAAGGACCAGACCCUAAACAUGUGAAAUGCCAGGACCGUGCAGAGCUCGGGGUGAAGAAGGCGGGUGAGGGACAGAAGACCCGUCCCCAGCACCACCUCCCUCCAAGGCUGUGGGGUGGAGAAGGAGCCUGGCCCGGAUCCUGAGGCCCUGCACAGCCUUCACUGGGCUCGAGGAGCGGUGGGCAUAGACAGCUCUGUCUUCCUGAGGGCUGUUAGGAGGUUCGUCUGGGGGCCCGUGUGGAGGCAGUGGCCCGAGCAUCUGGCCGCAGCCCACUCCCACCUCUGCCCACAGAGGGGCCAGAUCUAUCAGCUGGACCCCGGCAGUGCCCAGUGCCUUUGCACCUGCUACAGGGGAGGAAGCAACCAUCGCUGGCAGCAAAGUGCCUGACAUGAAGGGUCUAGUAUAGUGGCGCCAAACACCGAGCCUUGAAGGCAUCGAUCCCAGGGGACUGGAGGGGCUGGCAGGCGGGCUGGUGGUCUGUGCCUGGGUCCCAGGGCUCAGAGACCCCUGAGGUGAGACCCUCCAAAGUGGGGCGCAGAGCUACCCCACAGCCCGCCCCUAGCGCCCCAACUGUUCCCAGCCCUGUCCCCUCCCUUGCCCCAUUUCAGAGCCCCCAGAAAUCUGCUUCUCCCCACCCCCGCCCCCAGUGUCACCUCCUCUGGGAGGGCACACAGUCUGGGGGGAGAAGAGGAGGAAACAGGAAAGAGGGGAGGCAGGGAUGGGACUGGCGGCAGGGACUUGACUGGGCCACCAGGCACCGCACGGUUGUGCCCUACCCAUCUUCUCUGGAAACGCUCUGCUCGGGAGGGGGUGUCAGGAGGCCUGGCUGCGGCUUAGGGCUUAUUGUCCCACCCAGGGGGGCAGGGCCAAUCCCCACACCAGGUGUCUGUCCCUGGGGAGAUUACUGCACCCAAGCACACACCUCCCUCCAUCCCUGGCCAUGGAUGCGGCUCUGCUCCUGAAUGUGGAAGGCGUCAAGAAGACCAUUCUGCACGGGGGCACCGGCGAGCUCCCAAACUUCCUCACGGGGUCCCGGGUCAUCUUUCACUUCCGCACAAUGAAAUGCGACGAGGCGCGGACAGUGAUCGAUGACAGCAAGCGUGUGGGCCAUCCCAUGCACAUCAUCAUCGGGAACAUGUUCAAGCUGGAGGUCUGGGAGGUGCUGCUGACAUCCAUGCGCGUGGGCGAGGUGGCCGAGUUCUGGUGCGACUCUAUUCACACAGGAGUCUACCCCAUCCUGUCCCGGAGCCUGCGGCAGGUGGCGGAGGGCAAGGACCCCACCGAGUGGCACGUACACACAUGCGGCUUGGCCAACAUGUUUGCCUAUCACACGCUGGGCUACGAGGACCUGGACGAGCUGCAGAAGGAGCCGCAGCCCCUCAUCUUCAUGAUAGAGCUGCUGCAGGUGGAGGCCCCAAGUGAGUACCAGAGGGAGACGUGGAGCCUGAACAAUGAGGAGAAGAUGCAGGCGGUACCCAUCCUCCAUGGAGAGGGGAACCGGCUCUUCAAGCUGGGCCGCUACAAUGAUGCCUCCACCAAGUACCAGGAGGCCAUCGUCUGCCUGAGGAACCUGCAGACCAAGGAGAAGCCCUGGGAGGUGCAGUGGCUAAAGCUGGAGAAGCUGAUCAACACCUUGAUUCUCAACUACUGCCAGUGUCUGCUGAAGAAGGAGGAGUACUACGAGGUGCUGGAGCACACUAGUGACAUCCUGCGGCUUCACCCAGGAAUCGUGAAGGCCUACUACGUGCGUGCCCGGGCUCACGCAGAGGUGUGGAACGAGGCCGAGGCCAGGGCGGACCUUCAGAAAGUGCUGGAGCUGGAGCCAUCCAUGGGGAAGGCUGUGCGCAGGGAGCUGCGGCUUCUGGAAAAUCGCCUGGAGGAAAAGCGGGAGGAGGAGCGGCUGCGCUGCCGGAACAUGCUGGGCUAGGGUGCAGAGGGCCUCCCCUGCCUCCCCAGCCUCCCCUGGACUCCCCCUGGCCUCCCCAGCC